This is a messenger RNA of Nematolebias whitei (Rio pearlfish), 4495 nucleotides long. RefSeq names its product Ras association (RalGDS/AF-6) and pleckstrin homology domains 1b (gene raph1b). The coding region runs from base 80 to 4495 and encodes 1471 amino acids. Gene Ontology annotation, biological process: signal transduction. NCBI's taxonomy places the organism in Eukaryota, Metazoa, Chordata, Actinopteri, Cyprinodontiformes, Rivulidae. The record is from RefSeq and is a predicted model, not a curated record. Gene Ontology annotation, cellular component: cytosol; plasma membrane. The transcript has 16 exons.
AAGAGCCUGGCCGCAGAGUGGAGUGGUGGUUUGGUGUGACCUUUAACCUCUGCUGGAAGAAAGGAAAACCACUUCAGAGAUGGAGCAGGUGUCCGAUGACGAGCUGGACCACGGGGCCGAGGAGGACAGCGACAAGGAGGACCAGGACCUGGACAAGAUGUUUGGAGCCUGGCUGGGCGAGCUGGACAAGCUCACGCAGAGUCUGGAUGACGGCCGGCCACAGAAAGCUCUGCAGAAGCCGCCUCUGAGGCAGGAGACCAACAUCGCCAACUUCUCCUAUCGCUUCUCCAUGUAUAAUAUAAACGAGGCUCUGAAUCAGGGCGACUCGGUGGACCUGGAUGCUCUGAUGGCCGACCUGUGCUCCAUCGAGCAGGAGCUCAGUACCAUCUCCAAACCCAACUCCACCUCCCGCAGCCAGAGCAAAGGCCAGCCGAGGGGCCCCGGGGGCCGCAGCGCCAGCACCAAACACACCGGUACGAGUGGAGGAGGAAGCAGCGGAGGAAGUAGCAGCAGCAGCACUCGAGCGUCGCCGGCCAACACGGUACGAGGCGGCAGCGUGAACGCCCGGCCCGCGGCCUCCAACAUCUCCCUGGAUGACAUCACCUCCCAGCUGGAGAGGGCCUCUCUCAGCAUGGACGAAGCGGCGCGUCAAACGUCCUCUUCCUCCUCCUCCUCGUCUUCAGUCUCCUCCGCCACUCUCAGACGCCCCUCCUCCGGAUCAGGGUCGUCCAGCGGCGGGCAGCACCGGAGGACGGGGUCGGUGGGCGCGGUCAGCGAGCAGGACGCCCCGUCCCAGCGCUCCAGCAUUAAUUCGGCCUCGGCGUCCAGCAUGGACUCGUUGGACGUGGAUAAAGUGACGGCAGGAGAGACGGAGGACCAGAGCAGUCCAAGUCAACAAGGACAGAACCAGACCAGCACAGAGCAUUCCUAUCUGGACAGAGAAACCUCGCUCAUUCUGAAAAGCAUAGCAGGAAAACCUUCUCACCUCCUGACCAAGGAGGAACAAGCUGCCAAAGUGAAGGCAGAGAAGAUCCGAGUCGCCCUGGAGAAAAUCAAGGAGGCUCAGGUCAAAAAGUUGGUGAUCAGGGUCCACAUGUCGGACGAGAGCUCCAAGACCAUGAUGGUGGACGAGCGGCAAACCGUCCGGCAGGUUCUGGACAGUCUGCUGGACAAGUCCCACUGUGGCUACAGCCCAGACUGGUCGCUCGUGGAGACCAUUAACGAGCUGCAGAUGGAGCGCAUCUUCGAGGAUCACGAGAACCUGGUGGAGAACUUGUUGAACUGGACGCGGGACAGCCACAACAAGCUGAUGUUCAUCGAGCGCAUCGAGAAAUACGCUCUCUUCAAGAACCCCCAGAACUAUUUGUUGGGGCGGAAGGAGACGUCAGAAAUGAUCGACAGGAAUAAAGAAGCUUUACUAGAGGAAUGUUUCUGCGGCGGUUCGGUGUCCGUGCCCGAGAUCGAGGGAGUCCUGUGGCUCAAAGAGGACGGAAAGAAGUCGUGGAAGAAGCGUUACUUCCUCCUCAGGGCUUCGGGGAUUUAUUACGUCCCAAAGGGCAAAGCUAAGGCGUCCAGAGAUCUUGUGUGCUUCCUGCAGCUGGACCACGUCAACGUGUAUUACGGUCAGGACUACCGCAGCAAGUACAAAGCUCCUACCGACUACUGCCUAGCCCUGAAACAUCCCCAGAUUCAGAAGAAGUCUCAGUACAUCAAGUACCUGUGCUGUGACGAUGUCCGGACUCUGCAUCAGUGGGUGAAUGGGAUCCGUAUUGCCAAGUAUGGCAAGCAGCUGUACGUGAACUACCAGGAGGCCAUGAAGAGGACAGAGGCUGCCUAUGAUUGGUCCUCCCUGUCCACCUCCAGCAUCCGUUCGGGCUCCAGCACUGCCAGCAUUCCCGAGUCCCAGUCCAAUCAUUCGGGACACUCGGACAGCGGUGUGGACACCGGCUCCUCUCACGGCCGCUCUCAAAGUGUCGUGAGCUCCAUUUUCUCUGAAGCCUGGAAGAGGGGUACCCAGAUGGAGGAGAACUCAAAGAUGAGGACGGAAGCGUCCCGCGGGUCGACGCAUUCCUCCCACAGCCACCGACACCACAGCCAGCAUUCAGUGGACCAUCCGAUCCUCGUGCCGCCUCCGCCCUCAUCGGAGCAGCCUCCAACACCGACUCCACUGCAACACCACCAGCCUCCCCCGCCUCCGUCUCCUCAGCAAACCCCGCAGCCGUCGUUUCCUCCUCCGCCGCCGGAGCCGCCGCAGAGUCCCAGUCAGCCGCCUCCAUCUCCACCGCCGCCGACCAACAACAGCUACAACUUCACGCCCCCACAGCAGGCGUCACCGCAGCUAACUCCUCCUCCUCCACCACCUCCGCCACCUCCGCCGCCUCCUCCCCCAGUUCAUACGGUGUCCCACCACACCCUGCCUCCCACCAUGUACAAGUACAGCACCAUCACCCGGCUGCAGAACCAGAACUCCGCCCUGAACCAUAAACUGCCCAGUCACCUCCACGUAACAGCUCACAAAGUCCUCCCCCCGGUGCCAGCACCACCUAAAGCGGAGGUCGUCAAGCCCAACAUUAAUCAUAUCGCUGCAAGGACUAACGUCCCUCCUCCGCCGCCUCCUCCUCCUCCACCGUCCAUGCCAACCCCAGGUUCUGCCAUGGCCGUGUUGAGGUUGGGCCCUCCCAGCCCACUAGCUCCGCCUCCUUUCAUCCCUGAUCCUCCACCUGCUCCACAGACAAACUGUGCAGCAUUCCCUCUCCCUCCUUCACCUCCUCCCCCUCCGCCGCCUUCCACACCCGCUCCACUGUGUCAGACGGUCUACGCCAAUGGGCUCAAGCGGGCCCUGAAGGAGCGGUUCCCGAGCCCGCCACGAGAACUCCUGUCUCUAAAUGGAGAUUUUGAGGAUUCCCCGCCACCUGCUCCCGCUCCACCACAACCUCCUCCGCCGCCACCUCCUCCUCCCCCUCCUCCGCCUCCUCCCCCACAGCAGCUCCCAGUACCAGCCCAGUUCCCACCUCCUCCUGGACCCCCACCGGCGCCACCUAAAACCUUCACUCCUGGGUUUGUCCCUCAGACUACUCCCAAGCCCACGUCUCCGGUUUCUCCGUUCCCUCCUGCUCCACCUCCUGCUGCCAUGAGUGCGCCAGCCCCAGCUCCACCGCCUCCUCCUCCUCCACCUCCUCCUCCUCCCCCCACAGUGGGAUCUGUAAAGAAGCAGCUCAGCUAUCCUCCCCCUACGCUGCCCAAGCUGAACAGCCUGACCAAAACGAUGAGCACUUCUCCUGCAGGAGCAGCUCCUGCCAUGUCUUUAGUGAAGCAGCUUGCGAGUCAGUUUCCAGGAGCUUCAUCUCAAGCAGCUAAUCACACCGAGAGCCCCAAAGCCCCCCUCUCCCCCCCUGCAGUGAAGACCAAACCAAAAUGGCAGCCUGUGGGCAGCCAGCAGCUUCAGUCUCCCGAGUUUCCUCCUCCUCCUCCUGCAGAAAGCAAAAACUGCUUUCCUGCUCCGCCUCCUCCUCCUCCGCCACCUGUCUCAGGCCCAACACCACCACCUCCUCCACUUCCUCCUGGAAAUCUGGGCUCCCCCUUGAGGAGGUCGCCGUCGGGCUCCUCUAGUUUGGGCGCCAAAAAGCCUCCUCCCACCCCUCAGAGGAACUCCAGUGUCAAGUCCAACUCUUCCUCCUCCUCCUACGAGGAAUCCAGGAGAAACUUGCUCAGUAAAUUCGCUCCUCAAAACAACACGGCCCCUUCCUCGUGUUCUUCCUACUCUUCCAACGGAUCUCCUUCCAAGGACCCUUCAAACGGACCUCCUGCUCCUCCUAAACCAGGAAAGCUCAACCUGGCUAACCUGCCUUUGGCCCUCCAGGCCAAAGUGAGCCAGGCCAAGCAGGUCAGCGGCGACUUCCCUUCUCCACCACCGGACUGUGCCUACUUUCCACCUCCUCCCCCAGCCUCUGAACUCUUCCCCCCUCCACCGCCACCAGGCAACGACUCCCACGGCGGAGGAGCUCCCAGGGUAGCCGUGGUGAACCCCCAGCCCCAAGCUCCCCCUCCUCCACCCCCUGUCUCUCUUGUCAGCAACUCGAUAUGGGGCAAGAGCUCCCUAAAAAAAACUCCUCCCCCCACACUUGGGCGGCGCAGCAACACCCCCCAAGAACCACCUCCUCCUGUCUCUCCCCCGACGUCUCCGAAAGGCAGCUCGGGUCAGCCUAACUUCUUGGCGGACCUCAGCCAGACGCUAAAACGAAAAUCGGUCGGUCGCCAGGGUUCGGUCAACUCGGCGAGCCUCUCGAGCAAGUCGGACCCCACGGGGACGAUGGACGACAUGGCGCUGCCUCCGCCGCCCCCCGAGCUGCUCCUGGACGACCCUGGGAAGCAGAGCAAUGGAGGAAACGGCGGCUACGUGUCCGGGAACAUCUCAGGCUAUGCAACGCUGCGACGAGGACCCCCGCCUGCACCUCCCAAGCGAGGGGACGCGACUAAACUCACAGGGGAGUGUUGA